AUGGGAGAUGUCUUGGGAAGGCCAGAGUGGAAGGAAGAGGUUAUUGUGUACACAAAGGAACGGAGAAUAGACGGAAAGAAGUUGAACUUCGGAGCACACGUCAUUCCGCUGGAGCGCCGUGGU
This is a messenger RNA of Dibothriocephalus latus, 123 nucleotides long. The record is from the annotation of a GenBank genome assembly. Lineage: Eukaryota; Metazoa; Platyhelminthes; Cestoda; Diphyllobothriidea; Diphyllobothriidae.